Molecule: messenger RNA, 357 nt
Organism: Didymodactylos carnosus
Lineage: Eukaryota; Metazoa; Rotifera; Eurotatoria; Philodinida; Philodinidae
Source: the annotation of a GenBank genome assembly
AUGGAUUUCGAUCGAGAAAGUGAGACAAGUGUCUCAUCUUUUGAUAACGGCAAUGAUAUUAGUGACGAUACUGAAAGUGACGUGGAAAUGGAUGAAGAAAGCAGCGUUGUGGAAAAUGAAGACGAAGAACUUCAAUGGAAUUGGAGCGAAGACUUUAUCCCAAGUACAAAUUUUUCUUCAGCGGAAAUCAAAGGACAUACAGCGAUACCUCUUACAGAAAGCAUCGACCCAAUCGAUAUCUUCAAUAAAUUUUUUACCACGGAUAUCAUUGAUAUGAUUGUAACGCAAACGAAUGUUUAUGGAGAGAAGAAAUCUUUAGCGAAGGGAUCACCAAAUAACUGGCAAAAAAGUGAAUGA